AUGUCCGUUUAUUUCAACACGAUCAACCGCAAUAAACGCUCCAUCACCGUGAACCUCAAGGACCCAAAAGGCAAAGAAAUUAUUCUUGGGCUAGCCAGAAGAGCAGACGUCAUCGUCGAGAAUUUUGUCCCUGGAAAGCUGGACGAACUUGGGCUUGGAUACGAAGCGCUGCGCAGGGUAAACCGGUCUAUCAUCCUGGCCAGCAUCUCAGGGUACGGAGCAACUGGUCCAUAUUCCAAACGUGCUGGGUACGACGUCGUCGCUGCCGCUGAAGCCGGCCUGCUCCAUAUCACCGGAGAGGCAGAUGGACCACCCACAAAGCCAGGCGUAGGCUUAAUGGACAUGUGCACCGGGCUGUACCUUCAUGGGGCGAUUGCAUCCGCAUUGUUUGCUCGAGAGAGAACAGGAAUGGGACAGAAAAUCGACACGUCGCUUUUCGAAGCUACGGUUUCCAUUCUGGCUAAUGUGGGAAUGUCUUGGCUCAACCUAGGAAAGGAGGCUCAGCGGUGGGGGACUGCACAUCCAUCCAUAGUGCCUUACGAUGCGUUUCGGACAAGGGAUUCAUUCAUUGUUGUAGGCGCGGUGAAUGACAGACAGUUCCAGAUUCUCUGCAGAAUCCUGGGGGAUGAACAUCUUGCUAGCGAUGAACGCUUUGUCAACAAUGAGUCGCGGGUGGAGAACCGCCAGGACUUGAAGCUGAUAUUAGCUCGACUCUUCGAAGCCAGGACCACAGAUAGGUGGCUGGAGGCUUUUGAAGGCAGUGGAUUGCCAUACGGCCCGAUCAACACGCUGCAGCAGGUCUUCUCGCAUCCGCAGGUAGCAGCAAGGGAAAUGGUCCAGACCGUUGACCAGCAGGCAGCAGUCAGAGGGCAGAUCAAUGUGCUGGGAAUCCCCGUCAAGUUCAGCAAGACAAAGCCGUCCAUACGGCAAGGACCCCCCAAGUUAGGACAGCAUACGGAGAAUGUCUUGAAGGAAAUGGGACUGUCGGACGAUGAGCUUUCCAAGCUAAAGAUCGAGGGUGCGAUCUGA
Messenger RNA from Monascus purpureus, 1029 nucleotides. The record is from the annotation of a GenBank genome assembly. NCBI's taxonomy places the organism in Eukaryota, Fungi, Ascomycota, Eurotiomycetes, Eurotiales, Aspergillaceae.